AUGUAUGAACCAGCUGAUGGCCAGCUGGGCCUGGGCACAGCAUGUGGAUCAGGUAACUCACAGGUGACAGAUUUGAUGAGCAUCAGGAAAUUUGGCAACCCGCCAUCAACCUGUGUGCCAAUUGGCGGUGUAAUGGUGUGCGAGCCUCAAGAUUUGAAGAAGAGGGGCAGUGUUAUACCAGAAUUCUACGGAAAAUCCCAAUCCUCUGAAGAGCUUAUCUUUGCUCAAAUUGAAUGGGCUUCUGCUGGCGCUGAAUGGUCUAGGCUUUCGAAGGAUCAAGAACGUCAAGCCAUGAAGCGUACUUUCUCAACCAAGUCGAAUAAGCCUCAUCAUAACGGCAAUGAUUUGCCAAUUGAGCUGACAAUGGAGAAGUUUCUUGCGGCGCUGCUUCAAGCGAAUGCAGAGUUGGUAGAGGCUCUGAAGCAAUACGAAGACCUUGAAAAGGUUGCUAUGGAAUGA
Messenger RNA from Laccaria bicolor S238N-H82, 459 nucleotides. RefSeq lists its product as uncharacterized. The coding region runs from base 1 to 459 and encodes 152 amino acids. The record is from RefSeq and is a predicted model, not a curated record. NCBI's taxonomy places the organism in Eukaryota, Fungi, Basidiomycota, Agaricomycetes, Agaricales, Hydnangiaceae. The transcript is spliced from 2 exons.